CGCUUUCCCACUGACAAAUGAACCGGGCGGCAUGGACAAGACCAGCCAAUCAGCACGCUCCCGCCCGCUCGCCUAACCUUUCACCUCUCUCAACUCCGACCCGUGGGCUGGGUGACGAAGAUGGCGGAGGUAGACUUUGGGGAUGCUGAGCUUUUCGACCAAUUUGAUGAAGAGGCACCCGCGACGUUACCUACACACAUUCGUUUUGACGACGAGGGUGACGAUGAAGUGCUGGCGCUUCGAAAAAAGCUGGAGGAGUAUGAAGAGACGGUGCGCCUUCUAAAGGAAGAGAAUCGAGAAUUGAAGAGGAAAUUGAAGGUUUUGUCAAGGCCAAGUGACAUUAUCGUGCAAGAUACAAAAAUCAAUGGACCUCUCCUACACAUUUUAUAUAUAAACAAUACCAUAUCAAAACAAUUCCGCCAAGAUAUUGAAGACUGUGUUUUUGGUUUGACACAAAGAUAUGAGGAACAGGAGAAAAAUAACAAGGAAGCUACUUCCUUUAAUGUUAAACCCCAGCCCUCAAGUUUUAUCUUAGAGGAGCAUCACAAGGCAAAGUCUUUAAAUGUCGUGAAGAAAGUUAAAGAUUCUUUCAGUGUAGUUGGAAGUGCUCUUUACUUUCAAGACUUUUGUCUUGACAAACUCGGCCAGCCCUUGCUGAAUGAGAAUCCACAGCUGACAGAAGGAUGGGAGAUCCCAAAAUACCAGCAAGUCUUCAGUCAGAUUAUAUGCUUAGAUGGACAGGAAUUACAGCUCAAAGAAAAAAGCAGACCUAAGCCAUGCUGCUUCAACUGUGGCUCUGAAGUGCAUCAGUUGAAAGAUUGUCCGGAGCCGAGGGAUUUUAUUCGAAUCAAUGAAAAGAGAAAGGAGUUUUCACAGAGCUCUGGUCAGAACAGUCAGCAGCGUUACCAUGCAGAAGAGGUAGAGGAACGGUUUAUAAAGUACAAGCCAGGAAUGGUGAGUGAUGACCUGUUGGACGCCCUUGGUAUUGACCAAAAUACUCUUCCGCCAUAUAUAUAUCGUAUGCGACAUCUAGGCUACCCUCCAGGUUGGCUGAAAGAAGCAGAACUUGAGAAUUCAGGUCUUGCGUUGUAUGAUGGAAAAGAUACCAGUGAUGGAGAGAUUGAAGAGGAUCCAGAAUGUCAGAGCAUAAAGAUCUCCUACGAUACUUCCAAACUAAUUGAUUUUCCUGGCUUUAAUGUUCCUGCAUCAGAGCAUAUCUUCGAUGACUGGCGUGGGUAUAAUUCACUACCUAUGCAGCCAGUUCAUAUGAAGGAAUGUUUUUCUAACUACCUGGCAAGAAAUUUUCCUUCUCCUUCUUCAAAUCCAAGUAAAAGGUCUUAUGAGCCUGACCCAACACCUCACAAAAGUAAAAAGAGAAAGUCUGAUGUCCCUGAAAUGUCAUCAUUGGAUAUGGAUGUUGAUUCAGGUAAUGAGUCUCCUCGUGAUUUCCAGUUUCGGCCACCACUUCCUCCUGAUUCUCCUGCUAUAUCAACUCCACCACCACUGCCAUGUGGCACACCUCCAGGAACUCCUCCAAGUUUUGUCCCACCUCCACCACCCACUCCCACACCACCUCCACUGCCCAAAGGCACACCACCUGUGACACCUUCCAAUGGCUCCCCAGCUGUUCGUUCCCGUGUGGCUGAUGACUCAACAGAUGAAGAUGGUUUCACCCUAGAAGAACUAGAGGAGCAACAGCGGCUGAUUUGGGCUGCUCUAGAAAACACUGACACCACAACUAACAGUGAUUCUGAGACUCCAGUUGACACCCCUCACACAGGGACAUCACUUGCCUCUUCGCCUUCCAAGAAUGACGCGGAUAUUGUAAUUAUUGAGGAUGAAGGAGAUGGGAAUACAGCUAAGGAGGUUCCUUUUGUUGCUAACAGCACAGGUCACUCUAAUGAGGAUAAUACUGCGUUGACAGAAGUCCAAGAGAAACCAGCAUGCACAGCCAUAAUAGAAGAUUCCUCUGCAGAUGACACUUCUAGGCUAGACAAAGAGUCUGAUGAACUGCAAGUUGAAAAAAUUGAGAUUGUGCCCCAUAGGAGCAAAUUUGCAGCUGGAAUAACUCCAUUUGAAGACACAGGAGAAUACACUAAUGUUGCAGAAGCCACAGGAGUUUAUUUGCGAUUAAGAGACUUACUGAAGAGUUCUCCCCGAAACCAAACCAAAACUAAAAAAUAAAUUCUCAAUAACAGAACUGUUUAAGUGUACAUAAACUGGUUUACUUUUAACAUAUUUUUUAUGCCUCAAGUCUAAGUUUGGACAUAAUUGUUUCUUAAAUAAGUUGAAUAUGUUAAAUCCAUUUGAAGUGAGUUUGUUACUCACAGUUUAAUACGCAUUCUUCUGGAAGUAAUGUGGUAUAUGUAAUUUUAUUUUUGGUAAAAAAUAUUUUUUGCCUUGUAAUGUUUGAAAAAAAAAAACAAAAAAAGUUUAUUUACCUUGGGUUGUAACAAGUACUCUUGGAGUAGGUUGAGAGUUUAAAGUGAUGCAUUAUUGUUAUCAGUUAUUAACAGUAAUGCUGAACUACUGGAGAAUAAGAGUGUGUUUUUUUUUUGUUUUAUUUUGUUAGACACCAUUGAGAAGGACCUGAUACAUAUUUUCUCAUUUUCCAAUCUCCUUUCUGUGUAAGGACUUGUCUGCCCAUUCUAGAAAUAUUUAGUUUGGUGUGCUGUCUCCUUUAUGGAGAUAACAGGCUUACAGUGCUUGUUAAAAGCAUCUGUUACACACAAAAAGGCAGUUUUUUUAGAUGUGAAAGGACCAGAAGAUGUUUGUUGGCAUGUGUUGUGUGCUGUUGAUAGCAGUCUUCUGUUAAGUACAAUGGUGGACCAUGCUGUCAAACCCAGUAUGUAGUCCUGUAAUAAUUAGGAAUCGGAAGGUACUGAUGCUAGGUUACUUUUAAACUGUUUCAUCAGUUUUGCAAUAUGUUUUGCAUUGUAAGUUCAAAGUGUUAUGUGAUCAUUUGCUGUUUGUCUAAAUGAGGUUUUAACUGCAAGAAAAUAUUAGUCUUUUUUAAUCAGUUGUUUUAUAGAAAUAAAAAUCAGGGAUUUCUAACUUUAA
This is a messenger RNA of Erpetoichthys calabaricus (reedfish), 3060 nucleotides long. It is a transcript of the gene zcchc8, whose product is annotated as zinc finger, CCHC domain containing 8. The transcript has 14 exons. Lineage: Eukaryota; Metazoa; Chordata; Cladistia; Polypteriformes; Polypteridae. Bases 121 to 2184 code for a protein of 687 amino acids. The record is from RefSeq and is a predicted model, not a curated record. Gene Ontology annotation, molecular function: RNA binding; zinc ion binding. Gene Ontology annotation, cellular component: catalytic step 2 spliceosome.